CCGUCGCCCUUCUCCUUUCACUUCCUCUUCCGCUACGGUUGCUCCGACGAGCGACGACGUCCUCUUUCCCUCGGCUCGUCGACUGCUAUUCCUCUGAAAGUUGCCGGCGACGAGUUGAUCGGUGCAGCGAGACAGCAGAUCACGCCAUCGUUUUCGAAGUCCAGUUCACUUUCCGUUUCCUCUCGUAGCUUUCUUCCUCUCUCGGCCAGUUUCUCAUCCAGUCUGGUUUUCGAAGCCGCAUUUUAUCGAGCAGGUGGGCCGUGGGGGAAUCGUUGCCUGCGAGUUUCCCAGCGCCGAGUUGAUCGGUGCAGAAAGACAAACUGAUCACGCGAUCGUUUCCUGAAUCUAGUUCUCUUUCCGUAAUUCCGUUUCCUCUCG
Molecule: messenger RNA, 378 nt
Organism: Linum tenue
Lineage: Eukaryota; Viridiplantae; Streptophyta; Magnoliopsida; Malpighiales; Linaceae
Source: the annotation of a GenBank genome assembly